Bipolaris oryzae ATCC 44560 is the source of this 1542-nucleotide messenger RNA. RefSeq lists its product as uncharacterized. Gene Ontology annotation, cellular component: nucleolus; monopolin complex; mitotic spindle. The record is from RefSeq and is a predicted model, not a curated record. Bases 1 to 1542 code for a protein of 513 amino acids. Gene Ontology annotation, molecular function: protein binding; microtubule site clamp. NCBI's taxonomy places the organism in Eukaryota, Fungi, Ascomycota, Dothideomycetes, Pleosporales, Pleosporaceae. Gene Ontology annotation, biological process: meiotic sister chromatid segregation; attachment of mitotic spindle microtubules to kinetochore; homologous chromosome segregation. The transcript has 2 exons.
AUGACGGUAGACGAGCUCAAUGCAGUCCAAAAACCCGAGUCCAACGGCGACACCAAGGCGACAGGUCGCAAAGCGCGUGGAAGCGCUGCGCAACCAAAGGCGGGCGCCUCUACGACCAAGGCGUCUGCUAAGGGACGGCCCACGGCGCGCGCAGCAAAUGGAGCUAGUGCGACAACUGCGAAGAAGAGUAAUGGAGCAGUAAAGAAAGCGACUACAAAAGCCGGGCGCAAGGCGCUGCCAGAGGAGGAUGAUGCGAACGGAAGCGAUAGCGAGGGAGCGGCUGACGUUGAGGAAGAGGAGCCAGCACCACAGGCCAAGCCGACUAAGAGAGGCAGACCAGCAAAGAAGGCGCAAGAAGAAGAGAAGCGCGAGGAGGAAUCAGUGCCAGCACCGGCAAAGAGAGGGCGCAAAGCCGCAGUCAAGGAGGGAGCAGAGAAGGAGACUAAAUCCAAGACAACCGCAAAGUCAAGAGGCACAAAGCGCGCGCUCGAAUCCGAACCUGAGCCAGAACAGAUGACCAUCCCAGAGACACAGCCAGAGCUAGACACAGAAACAAUGGAUAUUUCAGAGUCGAUAGAGAUAGAGGAGAUACCAGAGAGCAUGCCACCACCAGUCCGGCCUUCUGCGCGCCGAGCCCAUGCACAGCCGAAUAGUAGGGCGCGGCGGACGUCUGCUGGGGUGAGGAGGACAGGAAGCGUAUCAGACUCUGAGCGAGAUCCCAUCAUGCGCCGGAAACUAGGAGACCUCACGAAGAAGCUGGACGCCAUGACCGCCAAGUACGAAGCUCUUAAGGAAGCAGCGUCAUCAGGGAAAGAAUCCAACUUCGACCAACUAAAGAAGCGGACCGACCAAAUCGCCAAAGAUCAAGACGCCAUCAUAAAAUCUCUUAAGCAGCAAGUCUCCGACACACAAUCCCGCACCGCAGACCUUGCCUCCCUCAAGAAAGAACUCGCCGCAGCCUCCAAAGAAUCCGCGCGCCUCACCGCCGAAAACAAGAAACUCGCCGAGUCUCUCACAGCCGCACAAAACGAAAACAAGACGCUCUCGUCCAAACUCGCAGCAGCUCGGUCCUCAUCAACACUACAACCAGACGUCAAGACCGUGCCGGGUAGCGCCGUCAAACCCCGAACCACAGGCGUCGUUCUCCCAGGAACCGUCGAAGCCGCAAAAGAAGCAACCCUCGCACGCCAAAAAGUCGAUCUGUACAGCGAUUUGACUAACCUAGUUGUUUUGAGCGUCAAGAAAUCAGAUGAAGGGGAUGAUGUGUACGAUUGUCUUCAGACAGGUCGGGGUCGCACCCUCCACUUCCACCUCACCGUCGCCCCGGGCUCCUCCCCCGCUGAAGAGACAGAAUUCAUAUACCAACCUUUACUCGACGAACAGCGCGAUAAAGAACUCUUGGAUAUCCUACCGGAUUAUCUGACAGAGGAAAUUUGUUUCCCGAGUGCGCAGGCGGUCAAGUUUUAUUGCAAGGUGUUGGAUAGUAUGAAUAAGAAGGUUGUGCUUGAGGAGGAGGGGGAGAGUGAGGAUGGGGAGGAGUGA